Molecule: messenger RNA, 4312 nt
Organism: Podarcis muralis (Common wall lizard)
Lineage: Eukaryota; Metazoa; Chordata; Lepidosauria; Squamata; Lacertidae
Gene: GNA11
Product: G protein subunit alpha 11
Biological process (GO): phospholipase C-activating dopamine receptor signaling pathway; adenylate cyclase-modulating G protein-coupled receptor signaling pathway
Cellular component (GO): heterotrimeric G-protein complex; cytoplasm
Molecular function (GO): guanyl nucleotide binding; GTPase activity; G protein-coupled receptor binding
Source: RefSeq, a predicted model, not a curated record
GGCGUGCGGCUGGGGCUGAGGAGGAGGAGGAGGAGGGGAGGAAGGAAGGAAGGAGGUGGCGGCGGCGGAGGCGGGGGGAGAAAACCCACCCAGAACCGCCCCGGUAGAAAUAGCGAGGGAGGCCCGGCCAAGCUGAGGGAGCCAGGCCGCUGCCGCCGCCGCCGCCUCCUCUCCCUCCCGUUCGCCGCCGCCGCCGGUGGGCGGGUGGGCGGCAGCCAUGACGCUGGAGUCCAUGAUGGCCUGUUGCCUCAGCGACGAGGUGAAGGAGUCGAAGCGCAUCAACGCCGAGAUCGAGAAGCAGCUGCGGAGGGACAAGCGCGACGCCCGGCGGGAGCUCAAGCUGCUCUUGCUCGGCACGGGAGAGAGCGGGAAGAGCACGUUCAUUAAACAGAUGCGGAUAAUCCAUGGCUCGGGCUACUCCGAGGAGGACAAGAAGGGUUUCACCAAGCUGGUGUACCAGAACAUCUUCACUGCCAUGCAGUCGAUGAUCAGGGCCAUGGAGACCUUGAAGAUCCUGUACAAGUAUGAACAGAACAAGGCCAACGCACUCCUGAUCCGGGAAGUGGACGUAGAAAAGGUCUCGUCCUUUGAGCAGCCCUACAUAAGUGCAAUUAAGACGUUGUGGAACGACCCGGGCAUCCAGGAGUGUUACGACCGGCGGCGAGAAUACCAGCUCUCCGACUCUGCUAAAUACUACCUUACCGACGUGGAUCGUAUCGCCCUGCCAGGGUACCUCCCAACCCAGCAAGACGUCCUGCGGGUCAGAGUCCCGACAACUGGGAUCAUAGAAUACCCCUUCGACUUAGAGAACAUUAUCUUCAGAAUGGUGGAUGUUGGGGGUCAGAGGUCAGAACGGAGGAAAUGGAUACACUGCUUUGAAAACGUAACCUCCAUCAUGUUCCUAGUAGCUCUUAGUGAAUAUGACCAAGUUCUGGUGGAGUCGGAUAAUGAGAACCGUAUGGAGGAGAGCAAAGCCCUUUUCAGGACCAUCAUCACCUAUCCCUGGUUCCAGAACUCCUCCGUCAUCCUUUUCCUCAACAAGAAGGAUCUGUUGGAAGACAAGAUAAUGUACUCUCAUCUCGUGGAUUAUUUCCCAGAGUUUGAUGGCCCCCAGAGAGACGCCCAGGCGGCUCGGGAGUUCAUCCUCAAGAUGUUUGUGGAUCUAAACCCCGACAGCGACAAAAUCAUCUACUCUCACUUCACAUGUGCCACAGAUACGGAAAACAUUCGGUUUGUCUUUGCUGCCGUCAAGGACACCAUCCUCCAGCUCAACUUGAAGGAAUAUAACCUAGUCUGACCUUCAUUUGCCUGCCCUCUUCUCCCCCCACCCCCCCACCCGCCCCCCUCCCCAGGUAUCCUCGGGAGACCUUUCGUUGUGAAGAAAGUUAAAAGACGAGAGAACCCCGUGAAUUUAAACAAAACAGAAAAAAUUGUACAGGGGGGGGGAAGAAUCUUGAUUUUUAAUGAUGUAAUGAUUGCAAAUUGAUCUGUGGAGUGGCAAGGUCUUUGGGGUUAUUUUCGUUUCAUUUCGUUUGCUCACUUGUCAUCAUGGAGUCUGUCUGCUCCACAGAAUAGCUGGUGAUGAUGAUGAUGAUGAUUUUUAAAAACAACAACAAACAAAUGUGCUUUUAUUUCACAGUUUAAAAAAAACCAACAGGGGACACGUUUCCACUCUCUCUCUCGCACUUUGUUAAUUUCCCGCUUUCUGGUCGACAGCCCAAGGCGAGCCUUCCUCUGUCCUUCUGCGUUAGCCAAUUCUUGCUGUUCCUUUCUGUUCCAGCGAUAAGAUGGGAGUCCGCAGGCUUCUUGGCCAAGGCCUGGCAAGCUCUCUCUCUCUCUCUCUCGCUUGGCCGUGGAAGAUACUGGGUGCUCCUUUGUACCUUCGCCUCGCGUGCCGUACGAUUCCUCGGAUGCAGCUUUGCUUUUCUGCCCGGGAACCUUGGCGUCUCCUGCCCAAAAAAGGACUUGGGGGGGUUACCUGGAUGACACCUUGGGAAGAACAGGAGCUUCUGUCUCUUUUAACAGUAGUGCAAAAAAAAAAACAAAAAACCAAGCUAUCUCUUUUCCUUCCUCGUUUAUUUUUUUGUACCACCUUAGUAUAGAUUCUCUUCCCUUCCUUAUCAAUUAUGAAAGUUAUAUUGAGACUGUGAUUUCUUUUUUUUAAAUUAUUGUACUAUAUAUAGUUUGCUACAUCAUAACGCCGUACUUUUGUUGUUGUUGUUCAUAGACUUACAAACCGAGCAAUAGCUAACGAGCCUGCGGGGGGGGCGGGGGGAGGGAAAGUGCCUGAACGUUGUUGCUGCCGUAUCAUCUUUUUAAGAGAAAAGUAAGCUCGCCGUAGGGAGUCUCCUUGAGGACUCGGCGUGUGUCGCACGGCGGGGGAGCGGACCCUGCAUUGGGCUGGGAGAGAGAGAUCUGAGGUUGUGAUUCAUUCUCCUAGAUCCUCUCUCUCGCCCGUAUGAGUGUGUGCAACAUGCCAGCAACCGCUUGGGUUUGUAAGACACCCCCCUCCAAAAAAAGUGUUGAUCCUUCAGGGUUAAUCCAAACGAGGAAGGAUCCACUAGGUUUUGUGGCUUGCAGAGGCUGCUGCUUUUAUCUUGGAAGGUUCUAGGAAAAGAGUCGGAAGCUCUCUGCAACCGAUUGCCGCCUCAUUUGCCAGGGCUAGUGUGAGCGGUAGCUACUACUUAACCUCCCGCGCCCCUUAAACUUCCAAAAGCUUUGUUCCACCGGAAGCAGUUGCACAGGUAUUUAUUCUGGGGGUGGGGAGCCCACCUGCAGCGGCGGCGGAACCGGCGAAUCUGCUUUGGCCGAGACAGCGGUUUCAGCUUUUCGAAGCGGGGCAAGAGGAAGGGGUUCCGCUUCUGGACUCUCUUGUGCCAAAACGUGUUCUGCAAAGCCUGCUUUUGUGAAGCCGGCAGGAGACGGUGCCAAAAAACCCACAGCCAACCCCGAUGAGAAAUUCUUUGCUGGUUCGCCAGGAAGGAGAAUCGCCACGGGGCUGGAGCAAGGGACGUUUUCGAGAGGGCAGGGGAGCUUUUUAAGUCGCCCCCUCUGGAUGCGAGGAAGUAAAGACAAACACUAAUGUGGCUUCAAGGAGCGCUCACAGCCAAUUUCUCAGAAGCUACGGAGGACAGCCUGAGACGUCUACGUAUUUCCGAACGGCCGGGUUGGGCCAGCAAAGGGAGUGUCAAACGUGCUUUUAAACGUCGCUUAGGGCAACACUAGGUAAACUUCUUUUUGCAUUUUUCUCUCGACACUACUAAAAAACCCUAAUUGCACGUGGAUACCUGCAGCAUUCCAGGGGGGGUUGAGGCGCAGAGUGCUGCCUCCAGGUUUUUCUGGGUCUGCUCCACGUCACCAAACACUACAGAAGGAAGCAGAAGUGAGCCGUAUUUCUUGUUUCGUUGCUUUUUGGUUUUUUGGAAGGGGAUUCCUGGCUUCUCUCGCACACCCAGCACCAUGAACCUGAUAAGUUCUUCACUUGGGAGACGGAGGAGGAGGAAUCCCGCUCACGCUGAGAGGUCCUGUUGAGUCGAUGAAGGGCAUGGCAGCCUCUGCUUUCUAAAAUAACAUUCCUGAUUUUGUCUAAAUGUGUGUGGGGGUUUUGGGGGGUGGGGAGUGACAACGGUGAGGGAGGGGAGGGCCUUCCUGCUUCGGCCGUGUCCGUUUUUGUGAUCUUGCCAACUCUACAAGGGGAAGUUCUGCAGUUGCAAACGUGCCAUGGCUUUCCUCUCGCCGCCUGGAGUCUUUUGCACACCUCGAUCUGCAACGUCCGCUGCAGGCAUUGGACGUGUGUACCUGAGAAAUCUAGGAGCCAGGAAGCCAGUUUCUUGAGCUUAGCGUCUCUCGUAUUGACUCUUGGGGGGCGGUGCUCCCUACCUGAACCCGGCUUGGCUUGUCGGACGGUGGUGGCCCUCUGCAGAGAAAUGCCUGUUGGGCGAUGCCGCAGAUUCGAGGACAGAGCGGGAGGCGCAUGUCGUGAAGGCAAUGUUGGUUCUUGCGAGCGACACCCACCCCCACACAGGUGCUGUUAUGAAGCCUCCUUUUACGGACCAGCUUUUGCAACGGGCGACCCGUCCCUCAAGCCCGGUCAUCGCUUGCUCUCGAUGUGCCAAAGCCAUCCCACAGCGCCCUCCCUCUUUCCCCAGCCCACCCGACGGGAGCUGGUUUGGGGUUUCAGAUGUGCCAGGGGCCAAGGACCUAGGAGUUCUCGCGUGUGGUGGUGGUGGAGAAACUCGAAAAAGGAAAAAAAAAAAGCCGAGAUGAAGGAGCAACCUGUUGACCAAGUUCUGAUCACAGUGCACUUUAAACG